Messenger RNA from Diceros bicornis minor, 3092 nucleotides. RefSeq names its product SEC14 like lipid binding 1 (gene SEC14L1). The transcript has 17 exons. The record is from RefSeq and is a predicted model, not a curated record. The coding region runs from base 253 to 2397 and encodes 714 amino acids. Gene Ontology annotation, cellular component: cytoplasm; cytosol. Gene Ontology annotation, biological process: negative regulation of RIG-I signaling pathway. Gene Ontology annotation, molecular function: RIG-I binding. Lineage: Eukaryota; Metazoa; Chordata; Mammalia; Perissodactyla; Rhinocerotidae.
CCGGAACCGGCGGAGGAGCUGCGGCCGCCGGCGGUGGAGCGACGACGGCGCCGAGGAGCCGCCGGUAUGAUCGCACCCCGCCACCCCGCGUCCCGGGCCCGGCCCUUCUGACAAGAGCUAGACUUUGGGCUCCUUGAGGAUAUUCCAUUUUGUACUUUUGAAUAUCCUCUCACCAUAUUCAGCAUAAAAUAACAUUCUUAAUGAGUAUCCUCGGCAGGACAGGUGUGAGACAACUACUAUUGUGUUACAAUCAUGGUGCAAAAGUACCAGUCACCAGUGAGGGUGUAUAAACACCCCUUUGAAUUAAUUAUGGCUGCCUAUGAAAGGAGGUUCCCUACAUGUCCUUUGAUUCCGAUGUUUGUGGACAGUGACACUGUGAGUGAAUUCAAGAGUGAAGAUGGGGCUAUUCACGUCAUAGAAAGGCGCUGCAAACUGGAUAUAGAUGCACCUAGACUGUUGAAAAAGAUUGCAGGAGUUGAUUAUGUUUAUUUUGUCCAGAAAAACUCACUGAAUUCUCGGGAACGUACUUUGCACAUUGAGGCCCACAAUGAAACAUUUUCUAAUCGAGUCAUCAUUAAUGAGUACUGCUGCUACAGCGUUCACCCUGAAAAUGAAGAUUGGACCUGUUUUGAACAGUCUGCAAGUUUAGAUAUUAAAUCUUUCUUUGGUUUUGAAAGUACAGUGGAAAAAAUUGCAAUGAAGCAAUAUACCAGUAACAUUAAAAAAGGAAAGGAAAUAAUUGAAUACUAUCUGCGCCAGUUAGAAGAAGAAGGCAUAACGUUUGUGCCCCGUUGGACUCCACCUUCUGUUGCGCCCUCUUCAGAGACAUCCACGUCCUGCAAGAAGCAAGCCGCAGCCUUGGCUGUUGUCCCAGAUGCUGCUCUGAAGGAGGGGCUGAACAGCGAGGCCCCCAGUCACCCAAGUGGGGCUCCUGAGCCCGCGGUGGGCACCCCUGACGACAAACUAGAUGCAGACUACAUCAAGAGAUACCUGGGUGACUUGACUCCACUACAGGAGAGCUGCCUGAUCCGGCUUCGCCAGUGGCUCCAGGAAACCCACAAGGGAAAGAUCCCAAAAGAUGAGCAUAUUCUUCGGUUCUUACGUGCCCGGGACUUCAAUAUUGACAAAGCCAGAGAGAUCAUGUGUCAGUCUUUGACUUGGCGAAAGCAACACCAGGUAGACUACAUUCUUGAUACCUGGAACCCUCCCCAGGUCCUUCAGGACUACUACGCGGGCGGCUGGCACCAUCACGACAAAGAUGGGCGGCCCCUCUAUGUGCUCAGGCUGGGGCAGAUGGACACCAAGGGCUUGGUGAGAGCCCUCGGGGAGGAGGCCCUGCUCAGAUACGUUCUCUCCAUAAAUGAAGAAGGGCUCAGACGAUGUGAAGAAAAUACAAAAGUCUUUGGUCGGCCUAUCAGUUCGUGGACCUGCCUGGUGGACCUGGAGGGACUGAACAUGCGCCACUUGUGGAGACCUGGCGUCAAAGCCCUGCUGCGCAUCAUCGAGGUGGUGGAGGCCAAUUACCCCGAAACGCUGGGCCGCCUGCUAAUCCUUCGGGCUCCCAGGGUGUUUCCUGUCCUCUGGACACUGGUUAGUCCAUUCAUUGAUGACAACACCAGAAGGAAAUUCCUUAUUUAUGCAGGAAAUGACUACCAGGGUCCUGGAGGCCUGCUGGAUUACAUUGAUAAAGAGAUUAUUCCAGAUUUCCUGGGCGGAGAGUGCAUGUGUGAAGUGCCAGAGGGUGGGCUGGUUCCCAAGUCUCUGUACAGGACUGCGGAGGAGCUGGAAAACGAAGACCUAAAGCUCUGGACCGAAACCAUCUACCAGUCUGCAAGUGUUUUCAAAGGAGCCCCGCAUGAGAUUCUCAUUCAGAUUGUGGAUGCCUCUUCCGUGAUCACGUGGGAUUUUGAUGUGUGCAAAGGGGACAUUGUCUUUAACAUCUAUCACUCCAAGAGGUCACCACAGCCACCCAAAAAGGACUCCCUGGGGGCGCACAGCAUUACUUCCCCAGGAGGCAACAACGUGCAGCUGAUAGACAGGGUCUGGCAGCUGGGCCGUGACUACAGCAUGGUGGAGUCACCUCUGAUUUGCAAAGAAGGAGAAAGUGUGCAGGGCUCACAUGUGACGCGGUGGCCGGGCUUCUACAUCCUGCAGUGGAAAUUCCACAGCAUGCCAGCGUGUGCUGCCACCAACCUGCCCCGGGUGGACGACGUGCUGGCCUCCCUGCAGGUCUCUUCUCACAAGUGUAAAGUGAUGUACUAUACCGAAGUGAUCGGGUCUGAGGAUUUCAGAGGUUCUAUGAGCAGCCUGGAGUCCAGCCACAGCGGGUUCUCCCAGCUGAGCGCCGCCACCACCUCCUCCAGCCAGUCUCACUCCAGCUCCAUGAUUUCCAGGUAGUGCUGCGAUGCCUGUGCCCAGUGCGCAGAGGGGACGGCCGUGCCUCCUUGGACAGCCCGCUGUGCUCCGCCCACUGCCCGCCUGCCCAGCGGCCACAUUGUGCAGACUCCUCUCACCCUCUAGGUAGCAAAUAGCUCUCCAGAUGGUAAAUGUAGUCAUUGAUCCCAAAACUGUCUCGACAGGUAGUUUUAACUCUAACUGUCAUUCAAUAGCCAUAGGUUUUCUAUACAGUGCACAAAAUCAAACCAGAGCACAAGGGCUCCCUUGAAAGAAAAGUAGUUUAUAUACCAAUUAAGAGGUUGACUUUGUCUCAAAUGUUGAUGCAAAAAAUGUUUCCAACAACCUCCACGCUGUCCCUUAGUGGAUGAAUUCCUACACCAUCCUUCAGAGGUGGCCCCACCUUCCUACGUGGAGCAGAAGCUGCCAGCUUGUUCCCCUAAACUGCAUCGCGGUCCUCGUCUUCUCCCUGCUGUCAGUCGACACGGUCCAAGGAUUGAGUGAUGGCCCGCUAGGUACCUUUUCCUCUGAGCAAGACGCUGCUUAAAUUGGAAGGACGCAGAGGCAGCCUGUGGGAGCACCCAGCCUGGCUCCUGGUGGCCACAUGGAUCCACUGUUCUAAAGUGGGUGCUGGCGGGUCGGGGGCUCCCCGUGAUCCACGAAAAACAUCGCCAUCAUUAAACAUGAUUUUCUGUUUC